Molecule: messenger RNA, 1329 nt
Organism: Aspergillus homomorphus CBS 101889
Lineage: Eukaryota; Fungi; Ascomycota; Eurotiomycetes; Eurotiales; Aspergillaceae
Product: phosphatidyl synthase
Exons: 2
Coding region: 1-1329 (442 amino acids)
Biological process (GO): glycerophospholipid biosynthetic process
Cellular component (GO): mitochondrion
Source: RefSeq, a predicted model, not a curated record
AUGACUACUACAGACGGUUUCGGUACCCAGAGGGUAUGCCGGCUGUCCAGCCUGGACGCUUCCAAGGCCGACCUUUAUGGCGGCCCUAGUGUGACCAUCCCUCCCAAGCAUUUAAUGGCUUCCAGCGAUGUUCACAACACAACCACUACACUAAAAAUGGACAAGCAUGAAUUUGAUGUCGAGACUUCGUCUGAGGAAGGAUCUCCACGCGUUGCCUCUCCGGUCUCUGAGCAAUGCUUCACCACCGCCGAUAAUUUCGCCCUGGGCUUCGAUAUCGACGGCGUUCUCAUCAGAGGAGGAGAAGCAAUCCCCGAAGCGGCGGCUGCUCUCAAGUACAUCAAUGGCGAUAACCCAUACGGGAUUCGUGUUCCCUACAUAUUCGUGACCAAUGGCGGCGGCAAAACCGAAGAGGAAAGAUGUUUGGAUCUCAGUCGCCAGUUGGACUUGGAUGUCUCUCCCGGUCAAUUCAUCUGUGGCCACACUCCGAUGCGAGAGAUGGCUGAAAGAUAUGGUACCGUGCUGGUCGUCGGUGGUGAAGGUGAGAAAUGUCGCCUUGUAGCAGAAGGCUAUGGCUUCAAGGAUGUGGUCACCCCGGGAGAUAUCAUCAAGACACGACAUGACACCACGCCGUUCCGCAAGCUUACCGACGAAGAAUACAAGAACUCUCGAGUUAUCGAUUUCGACAAGACUAGAAUCGAGGCAAUCUUCGUAUUCGCCGACAGCCGAGACUGGGCCGGUGAUCAGCAGAUUAUCUUGGAUCUUCUCAUGUCCAAGGACGGACGUCUUGGUACUCGUUCAGAGGUCUUCGACGAGGGACCGCCGGUCUUCUUCUCCCACAAUGAUGUGGUUUGGUCUACCUCUCACGAGCACACUCGCAUCGGCAUGGGAGCUUUGCGAGCUUCUCUCGAAGCCUUAUACAAAGCUGUCACUGGCAAGGAGCUCUCGACAAUCUCUUUCGGCAAGCCGCAGAUGGGUACCUAUCAAUUUGCCACUCGACUCUUGCGGCAAUGGCGAAAAGACAGCCAUGGAAUCAACAAGCCCCCAAGCACAGUGUACUUCAUCGGAGACACCCCAGAGUCCGACGUCCGGGGUACGAAUGAGUUUGACAAGACUACUGACACCAACUGGUUCUCGAUCCUUGUCAAGACUGGCGUCUACCAGGAAGGAACCGUGCCACGUUUCUCGCCUAAGCAUAUCUGUGACAAUGUAUUUGAUGCAGUCAAGUUUGCUAUCGAGAGGGAGAUGUCCAAGGACGGCCAAGAUUCAGUGACUUCCGGGGAUGAUGUCGACUCUGGGAUCGACUCGGAGUCCGCAGCCGUCCGUCAUUGA